Messenger RNA from Alternaria burnsii, 1701 nucleotides. RefSeq lists its product as uncharacterized. The record is from RefSeq and is a predicted model, not a curated record. The coding region runs from base 1 to 1701 and encodes 566 amino acids. The transcript is spliced from 6 exons. Gene Ontology annotation, molecular function: RNA polymerase II cis-regulatory region sequence-specific DNA binding; DNA-binding transcription factor activity, RNA polymerase II-specific; zinc ion binding. NCBI's taxonomy places the organism in Eukaryota, Fungi, Ascomycota, Dothideomycetes, Pleosporales, Pleosporaceae. Gene Ontology annotation, biological process: DNA-templated transcription; positive regulation of transcription from RNA polymerase II promoter by galactose. Gene Ontology annotation, cellular component: nucleus.
AUGACGACCGGAUACUCAAUAACGACCCCUCCUGAUGAUACCGUGGACAUUGUAACCCAGCGCCCUGAUACGAUCCAUAGACUACGUGCUCACACCGAAGCAAGAGAUACUGGCAAUAUCGAUCCUGACACAGCUGGUAACAUCUCUGAACAAGAAGCUAGUGAGGAGGUUCACGCAGCACAGGUUUUUCAGGAUCGGCACACAUCUGAGUUUGGAUACUUCGGUUUGUCUUCGAACCAUGCAUUUUUCCGAUCGAUAUCACGUUGCUUCAGACGCUUCUUGCGUGGUGCGCCGCCACAGCAUGAUCGAAUCCAAUCACUGACAACUGAAGACUGGAGUGAGGUCAACACAUCAGAAGCACGCCAAACAAGUAGCCCCAGGAACGACUCCGUGGCAACAUUACCAGCUAUUUCAGAGUCAUUCUCCAUGCUUGACCGCUUCAUAGCAACCAGCGCAGGUGCCUUUCCUUUCGUUAGUAAAGCGAUCUUGACAUCAUCUCUCAAGGAACUGGCCUUUGGGUCUCGGAAGUCGAGAUCGACAACGAAGCGAGCACUUGUCAACAUCAUGUUUGCAUAUUCGUGUUUGGCGAUUGAAGACCCUCAGUGUGACAUGUACUUUCAGCGGACCAUACAAUGUCUGACCCCUGAAACUCUCCGAGGCGCAAAUCUGGAACUCAUUCAGGCAUUACUGCUGGUGACAAGCUAUCAACAGCAACAGCAGAUGCCCGUCAGCAGUGGAACGUACCAUGCCUUGACGGUAAAAGCCGCGUUUCAGCUCGGUCUGCAUUGUCCUUCCAGUUACAAGGAAGUUUCGCCAUCAGACUCGGAAUUGAGAAAGAGACUAUGGUAUAGUUUGAUCAACCAGGAUAGCGAUCUGUACAGUAUCAUCGCGGCCAUGCUCAGCGACAUUUACCAACACAACAUUGGGAGGGAUUCAUCUUUGAGCACGUGGUCUUUGCUUGCAUUAAGAUUGCAAUUGUACCAGCGAUUUGAAGAAUGGCGCCAACAACUCGACCCUCGUCUAAGGCUCAUCACACCACAAGAUGUUUGCACCGUCCUUACAUCCCAGAUCGAUGAGAAUCGAUUCAGAAUAUCCCUGACAGUACAUUACUACCGCGCUUUGAUCAUGCUUAAUGGACCGAUCAUUGAAAGGUUGCUGGGCAUUAGUGUCAGCUCCUCCAGCUUAGAUGAAGCUGCUCAAUCUCUCUUCGAGCAAUGUGUACCGACCAUCAAGAACGAUCUUGUUGUGCUCGAGAACUUGAAUCAAAUUAUUUCCAUCAUUUCACAAAGCGAAGAUUUCAUUAACCACAACAACGUCCGAUGGAUGUCCAAUCAUGCCUGUUCGAUACUAGCCAUGCAUCUUUUCUGUCUUGCACUGCUUUUCCACAUCCGCCCUGAACUUGAAGCGAAGACUGUCACUCGAACAUCUAGAAUCAGAGAGCUACUGGGACAAUGCCUUGAUAACAUGAAAGUACUGCAACGAACUAGUAUACUGUUUCGGAAAGCUCGUGAAGCGCUCGAGGUCUUCACCCAAAAGCUAGAUUCAAUUGGCCUUAGAGAGCUGCCUACAUCUGGCGCUUCCGCAUCUGAGAUUGGAGCACCCUGCACUUCUGCUCCUAGGCAUUACGACUUCAGUAUGAGCACCGACUUCUUUGGACAGUCUGAAUUCGACUUUCUGCUGGGAGACGGAUUUUAUUGCUAA